UUUUGGUUUUUUACAAUUCAAACUUCGGACCUUUUGUCGAGGUAGAAGCAAUUUUCUAGUAUUUCAUCUGUGAAGUCAAGCUACUCCUUACUAGUUCUUUCAUUCUUGGGUGUCUCGCCAGCGUGUGAGAGUCAACUUUACUCAGCGUCUAUCGCUUUACGUCUGUAGCUUGGGUGCAGAUUGGUAGUUCAUACCUGCGCUUGUCUUUGUUCCGAAUUGUGGCAAGCUGUUCAUGUUGGUGGUGGACUGAAGCGGCUUCUAUCCCGGUCGGGUUGUGACGAGAUGGAGGAAGGAUGUUGAUAAAAUGUCACUCUGUGGAAUAUGAUUUCAUGCCACCUCUAAGUCGUAUCUGGCUGGUCAACUACCCGGACACCCCACAGGCCACAGUGUUUCAGUUAGUCCAGAAAGUGACAUUGACAGUUUAGAAGUUGUAGCGUUUCCACGUGGUGAACUAUUAGUGGAAAAUGGCUCGGAAGCGGGCAUUCCUGUCAUCACCAGCGUUCGUCUAUAUUCAGGCUUAUUUCUUGACCAUUGCAUCUGUCCUGGGAACUGGCAUAUUAGGCCUACCCGUAACUCUAUCCAACUCCGGACUCACUCCGUUUUUAGUCACAUUUGUCGCCACAUUCCUGAUACAGGUGGUACUUAUUUAUUUCUUCGUCGAUCUGCUUCAAAAGACAAGCCAUCACCUACUGCAGGAUGCCCAGGAGAAAGUCUCUACAUCAUCCGGCAACGACAUUUCUCUACAAUCCCUGGGUGGCAAAGCACUGUCCAGAGAGGAGAGCAGUAGUGAAGAAGAUGAAGCGGAGAGCAACCCGUUCAAAUCUCCAGUCAAGGGCACUCCGAUAAGGCCUUCAAGUGCUGGUGAUGAUGAAAGUCUUCAGCCUAAUCUGCACAACAUGGGUCGGCUGUUUUUAGGUCCCUGGGCAAAGUACGGAUUCGACUUGGUCAUUCUAGUUCAAUUUGUGGCGUUCCUGACUGGCUACUCAUUGGCUGGCAGUCAAGCAUUCCAGCAGCUCUUUCACAUCAGUUCUCUGAAGCUGGUCAUCCCUGUGUUCGUGUGGACCAACGUUGCGGCAAUAGUCUUCGCUCAAGUCAUCGUCAAACCACUUGUGUCCAUCAUGACCCUACUGAAAGGAGGAAUCCUUAUUGUGACGGUUGUUGUUGCGUUUGUAGUUGGCUCUAAGAUACACAAUCACACCACGGUGGACUUCGGUGCAUCCGGAGAGCCGUUCCUGAUGGGUAUAGUUGCCGUUGGUGGAGUGGUGAACAUGAUGCCAUUGAUGUACACCAAGGUUGACUGUCGCUCUGCCAAACAGGUUACUAACUUCCGCCGUGCCGUCACACUUGGCAUGUUGACAUGUGCCGUGCUGAAUACCUUCUGGUGUUAUGCAGUUCUGUCGAUCGUGUCGCAACGUUGCUCGCUGUGCGUACCCAGCGAGAGUAGACCAUCAUGGAUGCCACUCAAUGUCUCACAGCACUGCUGCCAUAUAGCACCGGGUGAACUCGUGCCCGAUGAAUGCGUAUUCUGUCUGCAACAGGCCAACACGCACGGUCGCAUCUCAACAGUACCAUUGAUCAACGUUGUGGGAGCACGGUAUCCCAACUUGUCCUGGAUGGCACUUCUCAUCGAACUGUUCAUCGUCAUCAGUAUAACCGUGUCGUUCCUGGUCUACGGCUCAGCUCUGAAACAAUUGUGGGAUGGUUUUCUUGCUGAGUUCCAAGGGUGUCGGAUCAGCAAGUGUUGCUCAGCUGCAUGUUGUCAUCGCAUCACUCGGUUUCUUGCGUACAAGCUGUCGUUCGGUGGGAUUUUCUUUGUGGCUCUCAGCAACCCUGAGGGCUUCAUCCGCAUCCUGGAUCGUGUUGGCUCCAUGGGCCUCAACCUAGAAAUUGUGCUUUUUGUAAUUCCGAUGAUUCGAGCCUCCUGGGGUUCGGCAUUCAAAAACAUGCCUGUAGUGGUGUCUCUGCCGCGUUGGUUCUACUGGCUAUAUGUACCUGUAUUCCUGUACUCGCUGAUGGCUGUCACCUACGACAUUGCGUCAGUAGCUGCCGAUCAUCUCUACAGAUAGCACACAGCCGUGCAGUGCUGCGUGUAGCUAUUCUGCUUCUACCGACAUCUUUUGUUGAAUGUGUCCACGUUUGUCGUUUUCAGCCAUGGCCCACUCUUGACAUUCUCAGGCUAUAGAGAGUCAUGGAGCGACAAGGCCAUUCACCACCAACAGGCAGCAGCAGAGACGGCCUCGGUAAGCAACUGCUUGCUUGUAAUUGUUGGUGCCCGGCUGUCCUUGCCGAGCGACAAGGCCCACGUCAAGCUCCAUGCGACCUGCUGCAAGGUCUUCAGAGCUCAAGCUCCAAGCUUCCAGCUUCCCAAGGCAAGCGCAUGGGCCACGGUCAGGGCAACUCAUUCUUGAGAGGCAUAAAAAACAUGUGAUAUUUUCCGUUGAGAAUUGUAAUGUUGUAAUUCGAUUUUAUGCUUCCCUUAGCAAACUACUUAUUCAGAUUUUACUCAUAUCGCACCCAACUUUUCUCAAGCUAGCACUAGUAGCUACUAGUAUACUUAUAUAUUUUUUUAGGGAUAUUGCAUUUCUUUUCUACUUUGAUGUAGCUGUUACCAAUACUCUCCUUUCCCGGCAUCUCGAGUGACAUCUGCCUACCUGAUUAAAACAAAGGUUAAUGUUUCCGCAGGAUCCGCCGCAGCAAGUCGUGGUCAGAUGCUAUAGCACACUGCCCGCGACUGAAAUCAAAUAAUUCCUCUGAGUUCAUUUUAGUCUGUGAUAGUUUGAUCUGAUCCAAGUCCAGAUCCAUAUGGCCACAGGA
Messenger RNA from Sycon ciliatum, 2814 nucleotides. RefSeq lists its product as uncharacterized. The coding region runs from base 465 to 2066 and encodes 533 amino acids. The transcript has 19 exons. The record is from RefSeq and is a predicted model, not a curated record. Lineage: Eukaryota; Metazoa; Porifera; Calcarea; Leucosolenida; Sycettidae.